CUCAACGACUUUGCACAAACAAAAUUAUAGUGUUGAAUUGUAUGUACUAAGUUUCACAAUCAACUUGACAAAAAGUGAUGUGAAAAGAAACUUUGAAGUAAUUGUGAUUUCAGCAUGCCAAAUAGUUUUGUUAAACGACCGGGAACUACAGACUUGGGGAAAGAAUAUGAAGAACUAAACGUAGCAAACAUAAUCUUCAAAGCUGUAACCCAUGAAGACAUCAAAGACUUUACAUUGUCAACAGACGAUAGCGAGUUCGGGAGUUUCGAUGAUAUAGUUUUCGAAGCUGUUGGCAAAGAAAUUAACCAGAAAUAUGCGAUCCAGUUGAAACAUGCAAACAAUGACCACAAAGCAUUAAAUCCGAUAAGUUUGGCGCAAGACACCGGAAAUUUCGCAAUUGUCAAGUACUUUCAAUCUUACAAAAAAAUUUGCGAACUAGGUCAUCGUCACAAAUUAAUAUUAUUCACAAACCGCAAAUUCAAUAAUCGAGAUGGGACCAAAAUCAGUUUUGAGAAGCAACGGUUUACUACACGACUAUCAAAAAUGCCAGUGGUUGAUGAAUUCGUCAAUAGUUCCAGAGCUGCUGGCACCUGCUACAAAUUUACAAACGUCCAAAGUACGGUUUCCGUACCACUUUCAAAAGAGCAACAAGAAUAUAAAGAUUUUUUUCAAAACUUCUGUUUGUACACCAACCAAGCGAAUGCGUUCCAAAUGAAACAAAGCUUGUCCGCUCGAUUUCAAGAAGCCUUUUCUUGUAGCGAUUCUGCGUUCGAUCGUUAUCUACAGUUCAUAUCAAACUGGACCAAGCUUCAGGGUAAAAAAGCGAAGCUGAAUAAAAGUCAGAUGAAAAGAGUAAUAACGUUUUGCGUGCUGUCUCACCUGAUUAAGCCACUUUGUUUCAAACCAGUCAAUGAAAAAGUCAAAAUGCUUCAAGACGCAAUUUCUGAAUUUGAUGUUACCAUUUUUGAAAAAGAAUCGGAACCUUUAGUUUGUCAGAUCUGGGGUGACAAAAAAUGCGAACUUGAAAAUAAAUUGAAGGAUAUUAAUGACAUGAGAACUGCGUAUCAUCUCGAGCUUAACCAUAUUAAAGAUCUGGGUGACUUAAGUGACAAAAGCUGUAGCCAAUUGCUGUGGCUGUUGAACAUUUGCCCACUAAUUGUAUCUGCGAGUGCAUCUACCUACGAAAUAAUCCAACUGUGUCAUCAAGAAAAAUUCGUUCUGCUUGGAAAUCACAUAGAAGAUCAAAUAAGUGGUCGUUUAGUCUUCCAAAACUUAUCCGACUUAUUUUUUAAAUCCGAGAUACAUUACCAAAACAUUACAACUGCUUUUGAAUAUUCACUUCAAGAAAAAGAAGAACUGCCGCUGCAAUCCCUGACUGAAAAAAAUGAAGACUUUCGCAAAGUUAUAGUAACAGAUGACCUAGUACAAAUGUUAGAAAACACUUUUUUCGUUGGAGGAAAGCAGGAAUCUUUUGAUUUUCCGUAUAUUAAUAGAUUUCUCACAGUAAAUAUUAUUGACUUUGAAUAUUUAAAAAAAAUCGACAAGGACACUAUUGUAGUUAUUGACUGUCUACCGAAGGAUUAUCAAACUUACGAAUGGCUCCGCAACUUUAACUUGAUAGAGGUCGAGGGAUCUUUGCAAAAACGGCCUCACUCGACUAUCGUCACCAAAAUCGACAGAAAUGUUGAAAUGACAAAUUCAGCGUUCAAACCAGACCUGCAUGUUACAGAAGGCGUCUGUACCAAAGAAACAUUCAAAACCAUUUGCAAAGCAAACAGCGUUACGAAACGACAUCACCUUCGUCUCAACUGUGACGGAAAAUUGCAAUGGAUACGUAGCUUAAGCGAUGUUGACGAACUAGAACCAUUUCGCACAGAAGGAGAUUGUGUGAAAGAAAACGAAUUGUGUUUCAUCGAGAACAAAAUCAAUUUGAUAGUCGGAGAACCAGGAAUGGGAAAAUCGGUGCUGAUGAGAAGUUUAAAAAACAAAUUUUCUGCCAACUAUUUAACGAUUAUUUUCUACACGGAGGACAUUUCUGCGUACUUAGAUUUUAAAAACAAAUACAGCACUACGUCUUAUAUGUUAGAAGAAUACAUCUUGCAUGAAAAGUUCAAAAAUAUGAAGAAAUUCGAAAAAAAGAUUUUGUUAAUGUUGAUGCGAAGGAAUAAUGUUAUUUACAUAUGGGAUGGACUGGAUGAACUUUCAGCUCCUAAUAUCCAAGUUAUUACUGACAUUAUUCUAUAUCUGUAUAAGAAGAACGUUUGCCAAUGGUUGACUUGUAGGUUGCAUCUGAAAAACUACUUAGAACACAAAUUUAACGUUUUUUCUAAGACAAUCAUCCAGUUUAGCGAAGAACAACAAUCUGCUUAUAUAGAAGAACGCAUGAAAAACGCCAACCACACAGAAGAAAGCAUAAAAAAUACGAUUCAAAAAAUUAAAAAGCUAAUCAUACACCACGAAAUUUUAGGGAUUCCUCUCCAAAUUUUUAUGCUUACGGAGUUAUUUCUUAAAAAUCCAGACAAAUAUUCCAAUUGUUCGGAAGAUAUUUUCAACAUAAUCGAUUUAUAUCAAUAUUUUCUAGACGAAAAGUUUGAUAUAUAUUACAAGAAACUGUAUUUUAAAGAUUAUCCCCAACAGAUACACUACCGCGAAGAACAUAAACAAGAUCAUAAAAAUGCCAGGAUUAAAAAGUAUCAAAAGGCAGCUUUAAAAACUUUGGUUCCAUCAAUACAGAAGGAAACAAACGAAUGUAAGGAAUUUUUGGAAAAAAUUAAACAAGAACACGACCCGGUUGGAAUUAUCACAGAAGUAACAGUCGAAACUAUCCCAUACUUUAUUCACAAGUCUUUCGCUGAAUAUUUCGUGGCUACAUAUUUUGUGAAAAAGUACGAAUCGAACAACUCAGCUGAUACUUUUCGAGAUGUGUUAUUUGAAAGUACGAAUCGAAAUAUAAGAUUUUUCUUUGAUUUGCUUCUAGCAAAGAAUUCUCCAGCUCAUGUUGCAGUUCUUUACAAAAACAUUAAUGUGUUGAAAAGUUACAACGACGAGUUGAAAGAUCUUAGAGAUUUGGGCGAACGCAGUGUUUUGCAUAUAGCAUGUUCAUGGGGGCAAGAGUAUCCAGCUUUUCAAGUUCACAAUAACAACGAAAUCUACACGAUAGACAUUUCUAAUCACGACAGCUACUCGGUUGUAGAAGAAGACCCGAAAUAUGCAGACAUGUUACGCUAUCUACUAAAUAUAUGUAGUCCAUCAGAGAAAGACGACUUGUUUAAAUAUACAUCACUCACUUACGCCGAAACAACGAAAAGUUUAUUCGCAAAAACACUCAUUCUACAAAAGCACAAUCUUAAGUUCUCGAAAUUUUGUGACGAUCUGAGUAUGGCCAGCGUUUUAUACUACUCAGUAAAGUUUGGUUACAUGGAGGUAAUCGACUUGUAUAAAGUUUUUCCUUAUAUAAAAACUAGCGACGGUUCUACAUAUUUGCAUUUAGCAGUGUGUCACCCGCCUUUAUUUUUGAAAUUACUCAAAAUGACCUCGUACAGAAAAACAGUAAACUGUCCAGAUGCAAAUUUACAAACUCCUCUUUCUAGAGCUUGCUGCGAAGGACAGUCCGAAGCUGUUAAAUUUUUAACAAGCUGUAGUGCUGACAUAAAUUCUACGUGUUGUGAUGGUCGCACGCCUCUGCACUAUGCUUGUCAGUUUGGUUACGAAGAUAUUGUUCUGUGGCUUAUUAAGACUGGAGCAGAUUUUAACGUCAAAGACAAGAAACACUGGACCCCACUUCAUUGGGCUUGUUACAAUGGUCAUAUAAGAGUUGUCGACAUACUACUAGCGAAAGAAGCAGUUGCCGAUCUACCUAACGACAGAGGAUGGACACCCCUCCACUUAGCAUGUAUCAACGGCCACCACGAAAUUGUCGAGCUCCUUCUGAGUUGGGAUGGCAUCCCCGCUGACAGCGUUAACGUUCAUAGACAUGUUAACAGUCCUAAAGACCUCGAUUUGACGCCGCUGCAUUCUGCUUGCUGGUACGGACAUGAAAGUACAGUCGAGGUGUUGCUACGUAAUCAAGCAGACUUAAAUCGCAAAAUGAGAAAUGGAAGAACUGCAUUACAUUAUGCUUGCGAGAAAGGACAAUUCCGAAUUGUGCAAUUACUGUGUCAAUAUUCGCCGAUGAUUAACAUUGCUGCCGAUGAAGGGUGGACACCAUUGCACUUUGCCACUAAUCACGGAAGUUAUGCAGUCGUCAAGUUACUAAUUAACAUCGGUGCUCAUGUAAAUGUCCCCGAUGUCGAAGGUUGGACUCCUCUUCAUCUUGCUUCGUACAAAGGUCACGUCAAAAUCGUGCGUCUUUUGCUCAAAAAAGGAGCAAACAGAGAAGCUCAAGCAAAUGACGGACAAAGAGCCAUCCAUUUCGCAAGCCAAACUGGUAACGACAGAACAGUCAAAGUGCUCCUGAAACACGGUUGUCAAAUUAACGCGACGGACAACAAAGGUCUGACACCUUUUCAUUUAAGUUGCUUAAGAAAUCAAGAAAGCGUGGUUUUGAUUCUAAGCCAAAAUGGAGCUGACGUGAAUGCCGUUACGAACCAGCACAAAACGGCUUUCCAUUUAGCUUGUCAGCUUGGCAACUACGAAACUGUGAAAGUCCUACUUCAGUUAAAAGCUGAUUUUAACAUCGGUGACAAUAAGAACAUCAAGCCAAUUCACGUCGCUUGUUAUAACGGACACGCAAAAAUAGUUCGUAUGAUAACAUCCGAAAAUAACAUCAACGCCACUAAUAUCGACGGUUGGACACCUCUUCAUUAUGCGUGUCACGGAGGACAUGUAAAAACUGCCACCAUAUUAAUUUCUCUUGGCGCAUCCGUCAAUUCUAAGACUAAAACGGAUGGCUGGACCGCACUGCACAUCGCAUGUCUAGACGGACAUGACAAAAUUGUUCGUUUGCUCCUAGACUCAAGAACUGAUAUUAACGCAUUAUCCAACACCGGAAGAACACCUCUCCAUGUAGCUUGCGAAAACAACCAUCACAAUAUUGCCUGGUUGCUCCUAUUUUCGGGAGCAGAUAUUGACAGUUACGACGCAGCAAAAUGUACACCGCUACACCUUGCUUGUGAAAAAGGACACACAGACAUCAUUGAGCUUUUGGUAUCUCGGAAAGCCGAUAUAAAUGCAUCCAAUGACGUGGGUUGGACCUGCCUGCAUCUAACAAGCAUGAAUGGAAACGCAGACGUGUGCCGAACGUUAUUAAAACUGAGCAAACAUAUUGACGUUAAUGCUGUCGAUCACGAAACAAAAACUUCAUUUUACUGGGCGUGUCAAUACGGACACGAGGCAAUUUGUGACCUAUUGGUUAAAAAUGAAGCAAAUAUUUCGAUUAAAGCUGAAGAUGGAAAAACUGCGCUUCAUGUUGCGUGUCAGUAUGGAAGAGAAAAGAUUGUCCGACUGUUACUCGCAUGGUUAAAAGACAUCGAUAUUCAAGACGUUAACGUAGAGGAUUUUGACGGCUGUACACCGUUACAUCCGGCGUGUGCAUUUGGCGACCACAGGAUUGUCGAGUUACUGAUCAAGUCUCGAGCUGACGUCAACACCAAAGAUAUAAGAAACAAAACACCACUACACACAGCGUGUGAAAAUGGACAUGAUAUAGUUGCGACUCUGUUGCUGAAAGCUGGAGCUAAAAUCGCAGUUUACACCACCAACAACGAAACUCCUUUACAUCUUGCUGUCCAAAACGGUCAUCAAAAUGUAAUAUCGUUACUGAAAUCUCAUAGCAAAAAAAACGCCUGCUGCAGAAUAACAUGAUCGGGAGUUUUAUAUUGAGAGAAAAGUAAACACGCCUUAAAGAAUGGAGUACAUGAGGUAUACCACUUUAAUUCCCUUUACAUCAAGGCAACAUUGGAACGACAACCAGAAGCUCUGAAAUAUGCGUAAAUUGUAAAACUUACUGCAUUAAAAGGUAAGACUGAAGUGGAUGCCAAUUAUUUUAAUUUUUCUGUGUACCGCACAACUGAGGGCGCAGCUAGAAGUCACUACUGGUGCUUUUUGAAAAGAAGUACCCGAGGUUAUAAAUUAUGAAGCAACCUUACCACUCCAUGUAUUUUUAGUUAUUUAUUUCAUAUGUUCUUAUUCUUAAGUUCAGUUAAAAUGUUUUAUAUAGUUACCUUAUUUUCGUUUUACUUAGAGUUUUUGUUUUUUAUGUUCAACUGUGACGGAUAGAGUACGCGAACAAACCGGUUCACUCCACUCGACCGUAUGCAAAUGAGCCUACAUCAGACGUGCAACCUCAGAACCACCCUGAACGCACUAUGCAGCAUAGCACCCUCUAAUGGCACAUCUUUUAUUUCUCACCACUGUCCAGUCCACCAACAACGAUGCAUUAUUUACACCAGUAUUAACACUAAACACCGCACCCUAAGGAGAAUCUGGGUUAGUCCUACGCCCAGCGAUGUCUUAGUGGCCAAGUGCUGCGUGUACACCCGCGUAGCCAUGUGGUGCCACAAAUUUCCACAUUUUCAUCACCUUUGCGGGAUACUACUUCACGCCAACUUAUGUGACUGGGAACCGAGAACAUUACUGGCCAUUCCAGGACUACUUGUGCUGACUUCGAAUAUGUGAGAACAAUGAAGUGAAAAGUUUUCUUUGCGGUUGCACAUCUUUAGAUGAACUGAACAGUGCCCUUUUCUUCAACUACUUGUUAAUGCGGGAGUGAAUCGGAGUGUUUAUGUUUAUAAUUCUCAUUUGAGUCUCAUUUUUUUUGUGAUUGCAAUUUUUAAAUUUUGACACUUUGUUUAUCAUGGAACCUACUGUUUUCGAUUCAAUUUUUGUUAUGUUUUUGUAUGUGUAUAUUAUUUUCUAUAAUUAUUUCUUUGCUAUGUAAAAGUUUAACCAUGUUGGAACUGAAUGUAUCUCUGUUGUUUAUAUGAAAUUCUUGUUUUGUUUCUUUAUCCGUGGGUCCGGAUAAAAUUAGGGGGGAAGAGAAGUGUCAUGAAGACAAAUAUUUUAUAAUUCUUAGUUACGAAGUCAUGACGCCUCGCUUCCUCUCGAAUCAUGCGAUGGUGGUAUUUGGAGACGGGAGACCAUUGUCUUGCUAGAAAGGAAAUGUGAUCGAACUAAGAUAAGUGAGGAAAAUUGCUAUUCUAGCAGGAGAUGGUUUCCUGACUCGAACGAGAACCCGAAACGAGGAGUUAGUCGGUGACCAUCAUCGCAACAACUAGACCCCGGAACCAUGUAAGUACCGUUUUAUGUAAUAAAUCUAAUUUAAAAUUUUA
Molecule: messenger RNA, 7268 nt
Organism: Zophobas morio
Lineage: Eukaryota; Metazoa; Arthropoda; Insecta; Coleoptera; Tenebrionidae
Exons: 4
Coding region: 115-5802 (1895 amino acids)
Molecular function (GO): protein binding
Source: RefSeq, a predicted model, not a curated record